Molecule: messenger RNA, 1929 nt
Organism: Symbiodinium natans
Lineage: Eukaryota; Dinophyceae; Suessiales; Symbiodiniaceae
Source: the annotation of a GenBank genome assembly
AUGCUGUUCUUAUUCCUGUUCCUGGCAGCCGUCCAGGUGCCCCUGAGCACAGCCAUGCUAUUUGGCCCAUCGCUUUUCUGUUUCAGCGUCAUCGGCCAGCGGCAGGCAGAUCUACUCUCAAAUCUGUUCCUCGAAGGAAUUGGACUCUUCGGCUGUGACGAGUACAUGCUCUUCAGCAGUCUGCCUGCGGAGGAGCUGUUCAAGAACAGCAUGAGCGCACAUCCGACGUGGCCGACAAGUGGUCCCGUAGUGCAUUUGCUCUCACACUCCGUGGACAUGCCGCUCAGCAUGGCUGCCGUCCGGGAGGUUUGGCAUCGAGUUUCAGAAGAUGGGCGCUACAAAAGAUUCAACUGGAUCCUAAAGAUGGACCCAGAAACAGUCUUUCAUCCCGAUCGCUUGCGCGACAUUCUGUCUCUUCACUGUUCUCAUUCCGAUUGUGACGCGAUGGCGCUGCAAAACGGCGAAGUGAUUCCAGGUGCGAUGCAGGCCUUGACCAAAGCUGCCGUUGCAAAGCUGGCAAAGAACCAGCUGGACGAUUGCGAGGACGAGGCAGCAGACUCGGCAGACGCGGAGGUGCAGUGCCUGCAGAAAAGCCUGCACAAGAGCGAUGUCAAGCUGGUGAAGGAGCCUAGCCUCUUCAAAGACUUCAGCACCUCACACUCGAUGAGGAUCUGCACGCUAAGUCUGGGCUCCUUCUGGCCUUUCCUGGCUUGGCCCGACUACAUGACAUGCAUGGGCCAGGCUGGUUAUUCUGUGCAACCUGAUGCGCCAUCAAAUCCAUCGCAGGUAUCAUGGACGCGGGAUGUGCUGCAGCAAGGUUAUUACGUCCGACCCACCAUGUUCUGUUGGGUACUAGUGCAGCACAAGGGUGAGGAGCCCGAGCUGCUCAAGUGGCAGCGGCAGCGAGAUCUGGGCAUCUUCGCCUGUGAUGGUUGGAUGAUCGUCAGCAAUGCAUCUGCCAGAGAGGUCUUGCCAGCUGAGGCGUGGCACACGCACAUCAGUAUCAUCCAUGGCAACACUACCGGUGGCAGGACGUUCCGCACUGUCCACGGCAAGCUGAUUAGUGAGCCGGCUGAUGCGGGGGUCUAUGCGAAGGCAUGGGAAGCCGUCUUCGAAGAGGGUAGCUACCGUUCGUUCGACUGGGUCCUGAAGCUCGACGUCGGCGUUGUCGUGGUUCCGGAACGUCUUCGGAGUGCGCUGAAUGCACUAUGUCAACCGUCGGCCUGCGGAUCAAAGAUAGUUCACAACUUUGGGGGGGACUUGCUGGGUCCCGUGGAGGCCAUGAGUGCAAAGGCUGCCUCCACAAUGGCAGCCGGCAUGCACACCUGCACUACCGCCGCAAAAUGGGAGAUGCAACCCGAGUAUCGAUGGCUGUCCUCCUGCGUCAGUACGCUCGGCAUCGGGGCUGUGCGAUCGGCUCUCCUUCUUUCGGACCACAAGGCUCUCCCGCGGCCUUGCGACACUGUGCAUGGUUGCUUCAGUCCGUUCAUGAACCUCGGCUAUCACGCGCUCUGCCUCAAGCAAUCGGGGUACUACUACAUAGCACCACCGCCGACGACCACCCUCACGCGAACCUCCACGAGUACUUCGGUAACCUCAACCUCUGCAACGUUCACCACCUCCACUGUCUCAACUACCACAGUGACUUCUACAGUUCCAAAAGUGGCGCCGAUGAGCAUCUUCGCUUUCGAAGGACGAUCCUUUCAGAAGAAGCUACCGGUCUGGGUCAUCACGGCCGAGAACGAGCAGCGCGGAAUCCCCUUUGCACUUGAGAUCGGAGCUGCCCUUCUGGCCAUGAUCGCGAUUCCCUCGCUCGGUUGCAUGCUGUGUCGGCGGUCGGCUGCGCCUGCCGCUACAUCUCGCGACGAGCCCCAGGACACAGCUGAGGCCUUGCUGACAGGGCCGGCUGGCCAAGCCGGCGGUGUGUGA